Messenger RNA from Haemonchus placei, 513 nucleotides. The record is from the annotation of a GenBank genome assembly. NCBI's taxonomy places the organism in Eukaryota, Metazoa, Nematoda, Chromadorea, Rhabditida, Trichostrongylidae.
AUGGUAGGUAAACAGGCAGAAGUGGCCAUCGAAGGCGUGAGUAACCUUCUUCAUUGCCCUCCAAAGUGCAACCACUAUUCCGUGAACGGGACUGAUGGAAAUCAUUUGGUCUCACUAACGAAGCUUCGGCGGGCUUUGCAAACGCUCUUCCCAGCCUCAGCGACAUCGACCAAGACUUCUGCUCUUCUGUCUUUCAGAGCUUAAUCUAUCGCUUCUCUGCAUAGCCUCGCAAAUUCGGACUUAGCUGGUUUUUGACUGCAGCUUGCGCGAUUCAACGUUGGCAUACCAGCUGGGGAAUCUUCAAGAAGAAACCCUUCUCCGCAUCUUGAAACACUCUGUUUUUCUAUCACUAUGGUGAAAUCGUUCGACGUCGUACUCUUCGUUAAUGUCGCCACUAAUGGAAUCAUUCCUCAAAAUCGAAGUGAAGUGUUCUCAUUUGACAACAGUCUUGUAGCUCCGUUUCCUGACCUUCGCGACUCUCUCUCCCUCGACGCAGUGAAAAUCGGAAUUUAG